Messenger RNA from Prorocentrum cordatum, 2719 nucleotides. Lineage: Eukaryota; Dinophyceae; Prorocentrales; Prorocentraceae. The record is from the annotation of a GenBank genome assembly.
CCUCCCCCUGCGUCCGACCCGACUGGUGGGUGGCCUGGGCCGUCACCCUGGUGGGCCGGUCUCGGCUCUCCGGCCGCCCCAGUGGGCGGGGCGGCGCCAUGCGGGAGGCAGCGGCGGCGGCGGUCGAGCCGGGCCCCAAGCGCAGGCGCGCAGAGGAGGCCGGCUCCUCGGGCGCCGCAGAGGGCGCCUCGGAGGCGAGGCUGGCCGCCGUGCGCGAGGAGCUGGGCGGGGUCCGGCGCCGCAUCGCCUCGCUGCGAGCGCGCGAGGAGCAGCUGGUCCAGGAGGAGAGCGGGCUGGAGCGAGGGCUCGCCGACGCCAGUGCCGCGCGCGCCCGCGCGGAGGCGGCUGCGCAGGACUGGACGGGCGGCUUCGCGUGGGACGCGGCGGUGGCCAAGGCUCUGCGCGAUGUCUUUGGGCACGGUGGCUUCAAGCCUCUGCAGCAGGAGGCAGUCAACGCCGUGCUGAGUGGGCGAGACGUCUUCGCUGUGAUGCCCACAGGAAGCGGGAAGUCGCUCUGCUACCAGCUGCCGGCGGCGCUGUGGCGCGGCCAGGCCAAGGGCGUGGGAGCGCGGGGCGUGGUCCUGGUCGUCUCGCCGCUGCUGGCGCUGAUGCACGACCAGCUGCGCAGCAUGCGCGCCGUGGGCCUCGACGCGCGCAUGCUCAGCUCGGACGCGGACAAGGUGGAGCGGAAGGAGACGCUGGCCGCCUUGGGGGCGGCCACCGCCACGCUGGUCUACACCACCCCGGAGUUCCUGGCGAAGAGCAAGAUGGCGCUCGCGAAGCUGCAGCAGGCGUGGAAGGCGGGGCUGCUGCGCCUGGUGGCCGUCGAUGAGGCGCACUGCUGCUCCCAGUGGGGGCACGAGUUCCGGCCCGACUACCUGAAGCUGAAGGUCCGGGCGUUGCCGUGUGUGUGUGUGUGUGUGUCCUUGGCCAAAGGUGUCAGGAUCUCCAGGCAACCAGGCAGCCUCCAUGGCACCCCUCGCGAUGCCCACAGGGCCCCGGGUUCUCCAUGGCAGCACGAGAAGGCGGAGACGCCUCAGGGACAACUUUGGCCCCUCCGGGAGGUGCUGCGCGAGAGCUUCCCCGGGGUGCCCAUCGUGGCGCUGACCGCCACGGCAACCGAGGCGGUGCAGCAGGACGUGGAGACCCAACUCGGGAUCCGCGGGUGCCUGCUGCUGCGGGGGCGCUACAACAGGCCGAACCUGUUCUACGCCGUCGCGGCGAAGCCGGAGAAGCGCGAUGACAUCCUCGACUGGCUCGCGGAGUUUGCGAGCGCCCGGCACCGAGGCGCCUCCGGGCUUGUCUACUGCCUUAGUUGCAAGGACGUCGAUCAGGUGGCCAGGGGUUUGCGCGAGAGGGGCGUGCGCGCAGUACCGUACCACGCUCAACUGCAGCCGGCGGACAGGCAGGAGGCCUACCGAGCAUGGGUGGCAGGCGAGGCUAGCGUUGUCGUUGCCACUAUAGCUUUCGGCAUGGGCAUCGACAAGGCAGACGUGCGGUUCGUGGUGCACGAGACGUUGCCCAAGUCGGUGGAAAACUACUACCAGGAGAGUGGCCGUGCCGGCAGAGAUGGCCGCCCAGCGGAGUGCGUGCUUCUGUACCGGCCCGCGGACGUACAGCGGCUCACGUCACUCGUGGCCGAGAAUGUGAACCGCGAGCGGAACGUGGCUCUGGUCUACGAGAUGCUGCUCUGCGUCGACCCAGCCGGGGAUCAGCCCUGUCGGCGGAAGGCGCUUGCCCGCUACUUCGGGGACGAGUGGCAGGCCUCCGACUGCCGUGGGCUCUGCGACGUGUGCCGACGCGGGCCGGCGAAGGCCGCAGGGGGAGGUGAUGACGCCGCGCUCGCGCGGGCGCUGCUGCGGACGCUGGCGACCGCGACUGCGAACGAAGCCGCGGGGGGCGACAGGAUCACCGUUCUGAAGGCCGUCGACGUGGCCCGCAGCGAGGCCGCAGCCGCCCGCGCGCUGCGCGGCGGCGCCCCGGCAGAUCCGGCGUGCAAGGCGGCGGCGCCGCGGCGGGUGGAGCGCAUCCUGGCCCGCCUCCUGGCGGAGGGCCACCUCAGCGAGGACUUCGCGUUCAACGCCUACGGGAUCAACAGCUACCUGCGGCUGACGCCGCGCGGCCGCGAGGCGGCCGGCGGGGCCCGCGGGCUGCAGGUGCGCCUCUGCGAGCUGCCGCUCCCGCAGGAUCUUCCCCUGCCGCCCGCGGGCGGCUCCUGAGCGGAGGGGGUGGCGUGGCCGCGUGCGGCCGCCGCCCUGGGAGUCGGAGGAGCAAGAGGUGCCAUACCGCUGCUCGUCCUGGGGGUCGGAGCUCAAGCGACGGGGAUCGAUGCCAACGGGGGUCAGUCAGAGCGCCGGCUCUUGCAGGAUCCUGCAGGGCCAGGGGCGCCCCUGGCCCGGGCUUGGGGCUCAGGAUCCUGCAGGACCCUGCAGGAUCUUGCAGGGCCCUGCGAGGCCUGCCUGGCCCGGGCUGGCGUUGGCCCGGGUCGGUGUGCGUCCCCGAGGAGGGCCCUCGCCGCGCCACGGCUGGAGUCCCUCCUCCUCGAGGCUCUGGCCCUCGAGGCGCCCCACGAGGCGGCCGGAGAGGAGCGGUGCCGGUGUGCCAAGCUGUGCGUGCCCCUGCAGCGGGGGCUCGCUGCCGCAGCCCGAGGGGAGCGGCGCGGCCAGCGGCCCGUCCCAGGGAGGGCCGGCGGCGCGCGCGAGCGGGGCGGGGCGCGGGG